AUGAUGUCUCGGGACAUAUUUCUCGAAAAAUUACUUGGAGAGGUUGAACGCGGGGAUCAGAGUGGGAAACAAUCCUACUAUUCUGACUCUCCAGGUGGCCCUGCGGAAAUACCUGCCUCGGCCGAAAACGUACAACUGAAUCUACCUCGUCAAAGAAUGGCCAAAUUUGAGUUCCCUUUCAACGAUGAUGACGAAGAAUAUACAAGUGACGAGGAGGAUGGCGAAAAAUAUGCUUCUCAUUCGCUACUAGUUCGCUUAGCAUGGAUCAUAUAUGCCAUUUUGCCGAUUUUAGCAAUUAUUGUCUUUUUGAUGACAUAUUACUCAUCUUUUGUUCUGAAUUUAUUCAGUUUCAGUGAUCGCCCUAGCAAUCGAUAUUAUCCGGAUUUUCCCUCAGGCUAUAAAAGCGAGUCAGGAAGUUAUGACGAUUACAACAUUGAGUUUUUUGACUUGCAACAAGCUGCAUCAUCCUCCCCAGAUGGAUGGAAUCACGAGGAAAGGGUUCUUUUCUGUGUUCCGUUGAGAGACGCGGCUCCACACUUGUCAAUGUUUUUUGGGCAUAUGAGAAACUUGACUUAUCCGCACAACCUUAUUGACCUUGCCUUCUUAAUCUCUGACACUUCCGAUUCGACCAUCAAAGAUCUGAAAAGAGAACUGAAAAAUAUACAGUCUGAUAAAGACCCCAGGAUGCAUUUUGGUAGAAUUAAUAUCUACGAAAAAGACUUCGGGCAAAUUAUUGGCCAGUCAUUUAGUGACCGUCAUGGAUUCCAAGCCCAAGGUCCUAGACGUAAGUUGAUGGCGAUUGCCAGAAACUGGUUACUGGUCACUGCUUUGCGUCCUGAUCACUCUUGGGUCUAUUGGAGAGACGCGGACGUUGAAACGGUGCCGCCUACUAUCAUCGAGGAUUUAAUGCAUCAUGACAAAGACGUGAUUGUCCCGAACAUUUGGCGUCCUUUGCCCGAUUGGUUGGGCUACGAACAGCCUUAUGAUUUAAAUUCCUGGCAGGAAAGUGAAGGAGGAAUUGAGUUGGCAGAUAAACUGGACGAAGAUGCAGUCAUUGUAGAAGGCUACCCUGAAUAUGCAACCUGGAGGACACAUUUGGCAUACUUAAGAGACCCGUAUGGUGAUCCCGAGGUUGAGAUGGAGCUUGAUGGAAUCGGAGGAGUCUCUAUCCUGAGCAAGGCCCAUGUGUUCCGCAGCGGUGCCAUGUUUCCAGCAUUUUCAUAUCUCAAGCAUGCAGAGACUGAGGGUUUUGGAAAGCUUUGUCGUACAAUGAAUUUCUCUGUCAUAGGUUUGCCUCACUACACAAUCUGGCAUAUUUAUGAGCCUUCGUCCGAUGACAUCCAACACAUGAAAUGGAUGGCCGAGGAGGAGACCAAUAGACUCGAGAAAGCAAAGAUUCAAAAGCUAUAUGAUAAAAUUUGGAUGAAAGCAUUUGAGGAGGUGAAUUCCGAAUGGAAUGGUUUGAAAUUCAACGUUUUCAAGAAUACUGACGUUAGAAGGGACGUGAGCAUUGACUGGAGCGAGGUGGACGAAUAUUUACAGGACUUUGACGAAGAAGGGCUAGAAGAAGCUGAUGCGAAUACCAACAAAGAUUUCGGAGUUGAAGAUAUGAGCAAGGAUGUGGAAUCUGCUCUGCUUGAAAAAUUGAAGAGUAAGAAGCUUCGCCAGGAAGAGGAAAACCACCAGGAAGAACUCUUUGGUCAUUUUCCGCUGAAUCCGUACGUCAGCGGUAAGAAUGGAAAAAAUUACAGGUUUGUCAAAUUUAAGAAGACGAAUGACCUCGACAUCAUCAAUUCCAAUGUUAAUGAUGAGCUCAAGCACAAACAGGAGCAAGAAAUGAAGGAAGAUCUGAUAAACGAAUUGAGAGAAGAGCGAAUGCACCAGCAGCAAGACAAGCAAGAACCUCAGAAGAUAAGCGAGGGACAAGAAACUAAAGCUGGAGAGGACACUAAAGAUUCGGAAGGCCUAUACAAAAAUAAAAUAGCCGAAAACCACCAGGAGAUACAUGUCCUAGAAGAGCUCUACAAGGAUAGCGAAAAGCAACAGAAGGAUGAUGAACUACAUCGUCUGCGAGCACUCGCAGAAGCUAAGAAGGCACGGAAAUUGGCCAGGAUGAAGGCAGCAGAGGAAGAAAAAAACAGAAGGAAUCAAAUUGCCGUUCAGAGGGAGAUGGAAAGACGGCGAAAGAUGGGUUUAGUUCAAGAAUAA
This is a messenger RNA of Ogataea haglerorum, 2208 nucleotides long. RefSeq lists its product as uncharacterized. Gene Ontology annotation, molecular function: alpha-1,6-mannosyltransferase activity. The record is from RefSeq and is a predicted model, not a curated record. The coding region runs from base 1 to 2208 and encodes 735 amino acids. NCBI's taxonomy places the organism in Eukaryota, Fungi, Ascomycota, Pichiomycetes, Pichiales, Pichiaceae. The transcript has a single exon. Gene Ontology annotation, cellular component: mannan polymerase complex. Gene Ontology annotation, biological process: protein N-linked glycosylation; cell wall mannoprotein biosynthetic process.